Plasmodium gonderi is the source of this 8265-nucleotide messenger RNA. RefSeq lists its product as hypothetical. Lineage: Eukaryota; Apicomplexa; Aconoidasida; Haemosporida; Plasmodiidae. The record is from RefSeq and is a predicted model, not a curated record. The transcript has a single exon. The coding region runs from base 1 to 8265 and encodes 2754 amino acids.
AUGAAACGAAUAGAUAAGAGGUCCCUUAAGGAUAAUAUUCAGGAAGAACACUUACCAUUAAGCAGAUGUAACCAUAAUUUUUUCAAUAAUUUAAACCACGUAGACACACACACGAAUAGUGAAUCCAGAAGAUCUAGUUUUGAAGAAUGUGUGUUUACACCACAAUUUCACAAUAGGAAUAAUAAAAAUACGAUUAAUAUAAAAAUAAAAAAAAAUAUAAACACAAAUUCACAAUAUUCUGAAAAAAAAAAAAAAAAAAAUGAAAAUAAAUCCUUCAUUAAAUCUAUGGUUGAUAAGAUAGAUGAAAUGUGUAAAAAGGGAUUAUAUGAUGAGAAAAAUAAUUCACAAAAGUUACCAUUUAAAUCGAGACCAACAUUCAUUUUAAAUGAAUAUUUAAAUGUAGAACCUACAAAUACUGUAAUGUAUAGACGUAGAACACCAAACGAGACAUUGCGGAGAAGUGAUUUCAAUGGAAUAAAUUUAAAGCCAUUUAUUAGACUUAAGAGUCAUCACAACUGUGGAAGAAGCAAAGAUAAAAACAGUAACAAGAGCAACAACAUAUGUAAUAAUUGCAUUAGUGAGGAGAGGAGGAAAAAGGCUACUAUAAAAAUUACUAGUAAAAGCCCAUUUCAAACAUUUAACUCCAAUUUCAUGAGUAGAAAUCAGUCUCCUUCUAUACACCCUAAUCCUGUAAAUUAUUCUUCCCUAAGAAAUAAUAUAAUAAAUAAAGACCUUACUUUUCGAAAUGACGAAAAGGGAAAAAAGAAAGUGAUCCCACCAGUACGUACGCAUAAAUUGAAGAAGUUAAGUGAUGGGCUAACUUGCAAUGCUAGUAUGAUUUUUACACCUUUCAUGAAUUCUAUCGCUGAUAAAAGAUAUGCAAAUGAUUAUCCAUUGUGUAAAUGGGGAGAAACAAAUGAAGUGAAUAGAAAUGGAACUCGUCACUUAAGUAGGACUGAUCUAGAAGAAAAUUUCUAUAACGAUACAAAAGAAGGAGAAAAAACAAGAACAAUGAAAGAGAAGAAAAGCCAGUUGAAGGUAGAAAAAAUGAACAAAAUAAUUCACCACAGAAACGAUUUUUUUAACAACUCAUAUAACCAUUUAAUAAUUGCUAACGAGAAAAAUUUAAAGGAAAAAAAGAAAACAAAAAACAAAUUCCGAGUUAGGAUGUCUGUACCUUUGAACAGAAACAGUGGUAGAUAUUGUGAGGAGAAAGGUAAUAGAACCAAUAUGGAUAGAAAUAGUAAUGCAACCACCAAUACUUCCAAAUUUUUAUUCACUUCAAAAACAGAUAGAGGAAUGAACUUAAACUUAAAGAAGGGAUUAAGUAAAGAUAUCAAAUUUCGCUAUGUUCAUAACAAUAAUGAGGAAAAGAAAAGCGCUAAAAAGCGUUACCACUCCUCGAUCAUAUGUGAUAUGGAUAAUCAUAAUAAUAAUGAGAGUAGUAGUAAUUCUUCAUCUGAUGAAAUUCCCAAUGGAAUUUGUAGUGUCGAUAAUAAAUGUGAUAAAGGCGACUUAAAAACACAUUGUAAUCACGGAAGGAGCAAGUGCAGCAGCAAGGGAAGUAACAUUUCUGAGCAUGAAACAAAUAUAGGGAAAAAACUGGAGAUCUCCAAAGGUAUAAAGAAACGGGAGAAUGUAGAUAUGUGGGAUAAAGUACCAGGAAGAUCCUACAGCGAAUAUGAAAAAAGAUGUCUUAACAAGAAAAAUGAGAAAAGAAUGAGGAAGAAAUUUUCUCAUUACAAGACUCAGACAGAACAUAAUAUUUACAUUCCAGAUAAUCAUUCAGAAAAUAGACAUCAUUCUACUUCAUGUUUUCAAAUAAGGGAUAAUAAAAAUAUGGAAUCAGAUGAAUUUGCCGAGUCCAUGAAUUCAAACAAAUCAAGAGAAUUUAGUAAAAUCAGAAAUUGUCACAGUCAACAUAGUAUAGAAACAAAGAAAAAUGUAGUGAAUAAACUGGGUGUGGAAAAGGAAAAAUCAAAUAACGAAAGAAAUUUUUGUUCAUUAACACGAUAUAAUUAUAAGCUGGACCAGGAUACAUAUAACAAGAAAAAAUUCCCAAAUUACAAAAUAUUAAAAGGUAGGAACCAAACAUGUGAUAGUGUAAACUACAAAUUAAGCAAUAGUACGGGUAGAAAGAAUAAAAAUCAUACAGACUUGAAUCACGAAAAUUCUCCUUCCUAUUACAAUUCGCUUAAUGGAAAAGACAAAUACAAAAAUUUAAAAACGAUUACUAUACGAUCAGAUAGUGCAGAUAAACUCAAUAAAGAAGAUUUAAAAAGGACAGAAGAAGACACAACAAGAACUAUCAUGCAGAAUAAUGAAAAAUAUAGCUUUCAUCACGACAACAAGAGUAAUUACAAUUUAUUAGACGAACCAAAUUCUCAUGAAGAUUAUGGAAAUAAGUACAAAUUGGUGCAUUAUUACAACCAGAAUGAAAAAAAGAACAAUAACGAUCAAAACAGUACCCGUGAAGACAAGGCGUAUGAAAAUUACACCAAUAAAAUCGAGGGAGAUAUACACAGUUUCGCAAAAGUCAAACAUUUGGUUGAUGAAAAUAAAGUAUUAGAAAUAGAAGAUAAAAGGGGGAGAACCACAAUGAGUAUUCCUAUAUUAUCACACGGCAAAAAACAUAGCAAAAAGGAGGAAUUUCCGUCUGAUCUGAUAGGAAAAAAAGGCAUGUCUAUUUGCUCAUACCAUGGAGGUUUAAGAUGCACAGAUAUUAUUUCAAGCGCGAUUGAGAAUAAUGGUAAUGACAGUUAUUACGACAAUGAGAAAAUCAGUUGUUCAGAAGGAAAAAAAAAAAAAAAAAAAUCUAAUUUCUAUUCAAAGCACAUUGCAAGCUCCAUAGGAAAAGAACGAAAAGAGGCCAAUCAAACAAUUCCAAAAGAAUUUACUUACAAUUCUAAAACGUUUUACAGAAUGAAUGAAUGCAAAUCGCCUAAUGGUCAUUGUUCUAAUUGUUUUCAUAAUAUUGUUAGAGGCAAGAAAAACGAAAAUUGUGAUUAUCCAAUUCCAAAUCAGGAUCAAAUGGAAUACACAAAUACAAGAGAUGCAUUCUAUGGAGGGAGAAAAAAGCAGCAAAGCAGAAGUAUAUAUAGGAAUUACAAAAACGGAUCUUAUUGUGGUUCUCAUGAACAAGUGAAUAGAGGUGGCAUGAGACAUUCAUUUAGUACAAAAAAAACAUCCCAUGUAACAUGCUCAGAAAACUGCAUAAGAAACGGUCAAGAAUUAUUAUCCCAUGCAUCGUUAGAAGGGGAAAUUUCAUACAUAAAACAAAAUGAAGAAAAAAAGGAAUUACAUCAGAAUAUUGAGGAUCAAUUAGUAAAGGAUAAGAAUUACACAUUGAUGUUGCCACUAACAAAAAAGCAUAUGUUGUUAAAUGGAAAUGUUCUUGGAGAAGAAAUCGAGUAUUAUAAAGAGAACUCACAAACACAUCGUGGAAAAAGCAAAUCUAAGGGAAACAGAACCUCUGUUGCGGAUAUCACAGAUGAGCUCUCUUUUGGUCAUCAACUAAUGGCAAGAAACACGAAAGAGACGAAUAUGCAAAGAAGAGCAGAAGAGGCAAUUUCAACUAACUAUGACGAUGAAUACCAAACACAUUCGAGAGUUAGCAGAAAAAUGUGCGAUAAAUAUAGUCGACAACCAAAAGAAGAUCGUCAGGAUGAGGUAGAGAGACAUAAAAAAAAUAAGAAAUCAAGUAGACAAUAUUCAGAGCAGAAUACCCAUUCACAACACCAUCUCAAAUCCGAGUGGACUCCUGUUCAAUCACCACAAUUAUUUUGUAAGGAAAUUUGUGAUAAAAAAAAUAAUAAAAUGAGGACAGUAUUACUUUCUGAUAGUUCUGAACAAAAGGUGAAUUCACUGUUAAGGAAAAGACAGGAAGUAUUAAAAGAUGCACACUCGAGAAAACAAAUUACUAAUUCGAUUGAAAUUUUUCACAAAAAAAAUGCUUAUCUUGGAAUGGACAGAUGUGAUAUAAGUAGAAAUGGAACCCCAUGGAAAUGUGCAUCAUCAACUUCUUCUUCUAGUUUUUGUGAUUAUUCUGGAAUGAACAAUGUAGAAAGAAUUCUUUACAAUUCCGAGGGAUUGUCUAAUGAAGAACGAUAUAGAUGCAGAAAGGAUGGGGAAGGUGGAAAUUAUUCCAAUCGAAGGAAUCAUCAUGGAAUAAUACAGACUAUUACAGGAGGUAGCCUGACUCAUCAUAGUGGUAAUAAUACAUCGUGCUAUAAAAAAAUGAACCGCUCGAAUUUAUCUAGAAAACACGUUCGUGAGAGGACUCUCCCUGAAAAGCGUGUUAAUAGUAUUCCCCAUCUCAAUGGAAAUGAUACCAUGUCGAAAACUUCAAAAUCGUUGAGCAGAGAUGAACAUGGUCACAGCAGUUUUUUCCACAGCCGAGACAAUGUGGUAAGCAGCGAAAAUGGAGAAAACAACUCCAAUUGCAUAGAAAUUAAUAGAAUAUGUAGCAACAGAAACAAACUAAAAAUUAGAAAUACCCAAUCGAAAGAUCACAAUGGACACAAUGACUAUGGUUGUCGCACAUGUUCAUUGCAUCGAGGGAAGUAUGUGUGCGGUAUAAUGGACAAACCUAUGAAUGGCGAAAGAAGAGUAUACGAUGCAAGUAUGUAUCAGAUCGAUCAAAGAGGAUUACAUGAUAAGAAAAGAAACACAACAGAUGAGAAAUUAUGGAACCUUCCAACGUCAUCCAUUUAUUAUGCUCAAGAUGAAUAUAAAAAAAAAAAAAAUGUAAACCAAAGAAUGAACAAAUCAUCGAGGAGAGGAGGAAGCACAUACAACAAUCACAAUCCAUAUUUGGAACAUUCAUCCUUUGAUCAGUUCACCAAUUUGAAUAAUAUAAAUUGUCCUAUUAAUGGUGAAACGUACGCGAGGAAAAAUCAAGAUGACGAAAAACAUGAUGUAUUGAAAGUUACAAAUACAGAAAGGGACAAUCUAAGACAGAAUAAAAAUCGCACAAAAUCAUGCAUCUCAUCCACGGAAAAAGAACAUAAGAGUGGGGAAAUACUAAGAGAGAAUUGUGUGAAAAAGAAAACGUACGAUAAUUGUGUUGUUGAUUCAUUGUUGAAGGAAGAAAAUAUACCUAUUGGAAACUGUUUGUAUAAAUUAAAUGAAAAGUCGAGCAAUGAAAACAGCUUCAAACAUUUAAGAGAUGAUUCUUUGAGGAACACGAAUUGCAGUAAACAUAGAUAUGAUCACAAAAAGGAACUAAUUUCUGAUUUGGAAAACAAGUCUCAUAUUAGCUUCGAUGGCAUAGAUCGAAGCAUGUCUAUACGUAGAGGUACAUCUGCAUGUAGAAGUGACAAUUUUAGAGAGGAAUUUCACAAAUGUAAGUUCUCCAAUGAUGAUUAUGUUGAAGGGAAAUGCUAUCAAACGUGUAGAAGUAAAAAUAAGGAAUAUGACUCAGAUAACAAAAGCUAUUACGAAAGAGAGGUAGUAAAUCCACAUAAUAUAUUACAGAAAAUGGAAAAUAAAAAAAAACAUCAAAAUGAGGUUGCUAAUAAAUAUAACAAAGUCAGGGAAAGAAAGUGUAACAAUAAAUCAUAUCAUAGUCAGUUCUGUUCAGAAUACUCCCAAAGAAAUAAUCCUGUUUCUGGAAUAUAUAUAAUGAAGCGCUCAGAUGAACACAACAGUUGUAGUGAAAAUAGCUCAUGUGCAUUGUCAAGAUCGAAUAUUUCCCACAUAAAUGGAAAGAAAAAAAAAAAUACAAAAGAUAGUGAUAUAAAUUUAAACCUACACAACAGGGAGCAUAAAAAUGUGAAUAAGGAGUCGCGAAUUUGGCACAAUGAUCAAGUAGAAGGAGGGAAAAAAAAGUGUUACUACUCCAGUAGCAGAACUCGAAGGGACGAAGAGAAAAAAGAGAAUAAAGCACAUACGGACAUUUUGAAAACUAAUUGCAAAUGGUCUUGGAUAAAGGAGAAAAGUAGGAAUAAGAAACAUGAUCAUAUAAUAAGUACAGAAUGUGUAGAUAAUAAAUUAGCUGAGAAAAACUCAAAGGCAAAUAACACGUCCCAUAUACAUGACAAUUAUGCAAACUCAUGUGACAAUAUGUAUUCAGAUUGUGAAAGCUCAAAUUAUUCAAACAAGUCAGAAAAGAAAUGGAGUCACAAGAAAAUUUCCUCGAAAUGUGUAAGUAAAAAUAGUUUUAAUAAUGAACCUUCUUAUAUUCACAAAUGCAGUGAAGAAAUAGGGAUUAACCCCUCACGCCAUGGUAGCAAUCACGCGCGAAAUGGGGAUCUGUUAAGGAAUGUAAAUAAGAAGGAAAACUAUAAAAUGUUGAUAUGCAAUUCGAAAGAUGACAUAAGAAUUUGUCGCAGCAAUUCGAAAGAUGACAUAAAAAUUUGUCGUAGCAAUUCGAAAGAUGACAUAAAAAUUUGUCGCAGCAAUUUGAAAGAUGACAUAAAAAUUUGUUGUAGCAAUUCGAAAACGAGUAAUUUAUCAAAAGAUGACUCAAAUGGAAUGAUUCAAACAUGUUCUCCAUGUAAAAUGAUUGAAUAUCAGACAAAUGUGAAUAUCGGAAAAAAUGAUGAACCAUCUUAUGCUCAGACACAUUCCUCAUCCUUGAAUCAUCAGAUAAAUCCCACGACAGAUGAAAAUACAAAGGAAAAGGAAAACGAAUCGAAAAUAUCAGAAAGAGUAAAUAUGCAUCAUUUCGGUAUGCUAGAUAAGGAAAAUGCUAUGAAUAGACUAUUACACCAGGGAAAUUCCCAUCCAAAUUUUAUAAAUGGAAAUAUUCACAAAAAUGUUCUUCGAAAAACAGUUAGUGGGGUUGUGGGAAUUAAAAAUGCCAAUGAAUACAUGAAGAAGGAGUUCAAUUAUUAUCUAAAUUGUGAUAAUUCUAUAAAAAAUGGCAAUAAUUACGAGAAAGAAAAAGAAAAAAAAAAAACGGGAGAAUUGUCCAAAUUGUCGUUUGUGAAAGAUAAUUUCAAAAAUGGCUUAUCAAGCACAGAUAUGGAAAAGCAUAAAUGCAGCAGUGGUGAAGUAUCAGAUAACGUUUAUUCCGUAUUAAUUGGAGAGAAUAACACAAUUAAUGUUUUAAAUAAUAAUGAAAAGGAAGAAUCAUUUGAAAAAAAUAACAACUCUAUUGGUAAUAUUAUUCUUCCGAGUGGGAGUCAGAACACAAUUGGGAAUUUAGAUCUUCAUAGUGACAAUACAAGUAUAGAUGCUACUAAUAUCAUGAUAGGUAGUGAGCUUCAUAACCAUACGCCGUCAAAUGAUGAAAAGAGAGAUUUCAUAAGUUGCAAUGAAAAGGAAAAUGAAAUAAAAAUUAUUUACCCCAAGGAAGAAGCAAAAGGUUACAAUAGCAAGAAUUAUUAUAACAAUAUUAGUAUGAACCAAAGUCUAAAAGUUGCAAAUCCAUGUUCUACUACACAUCCGAAGUAUAAUGACAUGCUUUAUGGAAACACAAAUAAUUCCCUUUUCAUGAACAAGCAGUAUUCGUGCAUGUCUGAACCCGCUCUUAAUCACAUUAUACACGAACCUUAUAUAGGUAAAAACAGUUUAGCCAUUGAUCAAGGACUAAUGAACAAUUAUAAUUUAAAUGGAAUAUAUUACAGUGGUAAAGCAUUUAAUAAUCCAGAUUUGGGGAAUAUAAAUAUGCAUAGACAUUUAUAUAAUAGUGGAUUUGAAAACAGAUAUGGUGAAUCUGCUAAUGUAACGAGAAGUGACAUUAUCACAUCGAGCGUUGCGUCCAUGAACCAUUUGAACCCUCAACAGAGGCUCAAUCAGAAUUUUAGCAAAACAUUCCAAGUUCCGAUUGAAACUCGUGAUCUGACAAAUGGGAGAAAUUACAAUUUUGCUACUGUUGGUGCUAAUGCUCCAUUAAUUAAUAGUCAAAUUUGUGACGGAGGGAUUUUCUACGAUGCAAAUGGUAAAGCAUACGUAAUUGGCAGAACUGGGAAAUCCAAUUCAAGCGCACUGAGUGUUGUGGGUAGUUAUAUGUCAGCGAAUAAUGUGGGUGAUUCUGUUAUACCAAGUUAUCACCUCUCAAUGAAUAAUAAAAACAAAGAAAAUUUGAACAAUAACGAGUUGACCAGACAUACGAGUCAUGCUAAUUUGCACAUAAACCCUUCCAUGAAUGGGGAAGUUCCCUAUGUAAAUAAUGCUACAAAUCAGGUAUGUGGUGCUACAAAUCCGGUAUGUGGUGCUACAAAUCCGGUAUGUGGUGCUACAAAUCCCGUAAGUGGUGAUAAUCCUAUCACAAAAGAUAGCAGAGGUAUGAAUUUAAAGAAACCUAUGGUAAUACUAUGA